UGGAAGUGGACCUUGUUUGGUUCCUCGUCUGCGUCUCGCGGUCUCGCUUGCAACGCCGAAACAAGUCGCGUCACUCUCUCCACACACCACACAUCAUGGACGCAUCUAAACGCGCAAAGCUCCCACAAGUCGCGCGCGCUUCCGUCAGGGCUGCUGAUAAGAGCGGCGCCCUCGAUCGUAAUGAGUACACCAUGGCAGUGGCGCGCGCCGACGUCCUCAAACGCCUCAAUCUCACGGAAGUCGACAGUGAGGGGAAGAAGAUCAUUAAGGAGGCAGUGAUGAAGGCAUUGGCCGCGCUCGGGGAGAAUGAGGAGCAGUCAUCGAACGAGGAGGUUUCGGAGGAGCAGCUAGAGGACAAUGAAGAGGUUGAGGAGGAGCCGCCAAGGAAGGGCCGACGGAGGGAGACUAAGCUCAAAGCCCCGUCUGAGUCUGAGGACAGCAAGAGCGACAGCUUCGACCCGUUCGACGAUGACGAAGAGCCGCCGCGCAAACGCGCACGAUCCAGCAAAGUUGCGUCUCGCGGCGCCUCGGCCAGCACAGGGCGAUCGCGCACAUCCACGCCGCUGAAGCAGGGCAAGCCGUCAGCCAAAAGCGUGGAGGUGAUUGAGGACUCCGACGACGAAGCUGCGCCAGCCAAACGCAAGUUGUCCACGUCUCCCUCGCCGGCCUCGUCUAUGUCGAGCACGCCCCACACGCGAGCGCCCGUUCCUUUGAGGGUCGCGACAAGUCGCUCACAGCAGCUGUCGCCCGACGAGGCGCAGAUAGCCGACCUCAAGCGCAUUGUCGUUGCGUGCGGCGUGCGCAAGCAAUGGACGAAGGAGUUUGCGGACUGCCCAACCCCUUCAUCCCAGAUCAAUCACUUGAAGAGUAUCCUGCAUUCGCUCGGCAUGAAGGGCAAACCGACGAUGGGCAAGGCCAAGUCGCUCAAGGAACGACGCGAGUUGGCACAGGAGCUCAAUGAUGUGAAGGAGUUCGAAGCAAGCCGCGGUGCCGAGCGUCCCAGACGCGGACACGCUGAGCCGGACCGAAGAGUUUCGGCGUCUGGCGCGAUGGCUGCCGUCAUGGAUUUCCUUGACGACGACGACGACGACGACGAUGACAAGUAAAACCGCGAUACCCGCAUGCCGCGCCAGGCACGUUCAAGCAUACUAGCUUCUGAGAAGUGGCGAGAUAUGGGAGCGGUUGUGCCUGGCGGAAGGGGGAAUGUGGGAAGCCGGCAGAAGCGGAUGCAUGAGGCCGGCAGGCGAUACUGCUGGUCAUCUUGUG
Cutaneotrichosporon oleaginosum is the source of this 1266-nucleotide messenger RNA. RefSeq lists its product as uncharacterized. Gene Ontology annotation, cellular component: nucleus. NCBI's taxonomy places the organism in Eukaryota, Fungi, Basidiomycota, Tremellomycetes, Trichosporonales, Trichosporonaceae. The record is from RefSeq and is a predicted model, not a curated record.